ACCAUCAGCUGUUUUCCUUGCUCCCAUUCAACCAACUUCUUUCCCCAAUUGGGGAAAAACAAAACGCAGUAACUACCCAACAUUCAGCACGUGCGGCGUCAAAAAAAAAGACGCACUGCAGCAGGCGAUAAGAGAAGGAGGAACGCAAAUGUGCAGCACCGACUGAGAGGGACAUAAAAUGAACGCAUUGCGCAACAUCUUCACAUCACGAACGCUCAACUAUUUGCGCCAGAAUGGACAGAACGCUAUUCUCAACGCCACCCAGCAGCAGCAGGCAGUGGACGCCGUACCUCUAACCACCGAUCCCGACCAGCUGCUAAAGGCAUCGCGUCCCACACCGCUCUCCAUACCGCGCUCCAUACUCGAUGCGUGCCAGUUUUCGGCCAAACCGUUUGACCUCGGACGCACUGCCUCCGGAAACCAGGGAAAUGGCUCCCUUUCGCCGACAACACUGAAGCGUUUCGGUCGGAUGCAACGCCGGGUGGAGUUAGUAUAUCGUUGCAAGCUGUGCAACACUCGAAAUACGAAGACUAUCAGCGAGGAGGCAUACUACAGCGGUGUUGUAAUCCUGCAGUGUGACGGUUGUGCCGUUGACCAUUUGAUCAAAGAUAAUUUGGGACUCUUCACUGGGAGCGAUGGCGAUAGUAGUAUUAGUUCCGGAAUCAGUACCAGCAAGAAUAUCGAUCAAGUACUAGCUGAUCGGCAUGCUCGGGUCCGAGUGAUCAAGGUAAAUGAGCACGGUGAGCUCAUUUAGAAACUCUAGUCAAGGGGCAUCAGUACAGGAGACAACCUGGUGCCGUCAACCUACGAAUCGUGUCCAAGGAGGACACACUCGAAACGGGAGAAGCACAUUGAACCCAAGCACCCAAGUUACCAAUUACAAACCGGAAUCCCACAUAUUGUUCCGAGCUCAGACGGCUGUAAAUGAUAAUUGUACUGUAAUUGUUGAUUGUUUCGGGCCGUGAGUAAUGCCUAAAAAGUGAUUAAAAGAACGCCCAGUUCGAAAGCUAAAACGUUUAUAAAUAUGACUAAAUCUGUUAUUCCUGUACGGACUAUCUAAUCGGGGUACACAGAAAUGCAAAGGAUGUUAUAUAUUUAAUCAUAAAAAUAUUAAAUUAAAAAGAUAUUUAAAUAUGCAA
Messenger RNA from Drosophila eugracilis, 1139 nucleotides. Its product is annotated as DNL-type zinc finger protein. Gene Ontology annotation, molecular function: protein-folding chaperone binding; zinc ion binding. Bases 179 to 754 code for a protein of 191 amino acids. Gene Ontology annotation, biological process: protein stabilization; protein folding; protein import into mitochondrial matrix. Lineage: Eukaryota; Metazoa; Arthropoda; Insecta; Diptera; Drosophilidae. The transcript has a single exon. Gene Ontology annotation, cellular component: mitochondrion. The record is from RefSeq and is a predicted model, not a curated record.